Meleagris gallopavo (turkey) is the source of this 10524-nucleotide messenger RNA. The record is from RefSeq and is a predicted model, not a curated record. Lineage: Eukaryota; Metazoa; Chordata; Aves; Galliformes; Phasianidae.
CCCUUUCUUAUUCCUUUCUUAAAGGAAAUCAACGUAGCAACAACAGAACAGAUGAUAGCAAAGCUAACAAAUGUCAGGUAGCUGAAUCCCACCAGAGAUCAGAUCUUAAGAUCUGUUCUGAGACUGCAUCAUGCAUGGUGCAGUUGGACAUGUUCACACAAACAUAACUCAGAGUUUGUAAUCAAAGCAGAGCACUUCAUGCAGGAAGGAACAGGAAGAAUAACUACUGAGUCAAAGGCAGUCAGCUUUAGAGCGCAGCGCAUUUUUAAAUGCAGGGCUAAUAUAGCUUGAUUGAGUCCGUGUGUACCUACACAGGCUUACAUUAGAAACCACUUGAGAUUAACAUACUGCUGGGAGAUGAGACACUGGUGAAUCGGGAACUUUGUCAUUUCGUGGACUGAUAAGCCUGGACAAUAGGGUUUUCCUUCCUUACUGGCUGUGUUAUUAAGUUUCUUCUCCAAAAGGCAUGCAGUAACACAGUAACGUCUCUGAGGGCACUCAGUGAAACAGUUGCAGGUGGGUGGUGGAUCACUGGACUGCAGGGUUAGGGUGUACAACCAGAUCACUGCUGAUUCAGAGCACGCAGUUCUUCAACGUAAAAAGUUUCUAUAUUCUAGAGGAUGGUCAAGUGAGUGUGGUUCAGUGUUUGAGCAUGUUUAGAGACCUUUGGGCUUUGUGACCCACUGCUACAUUACUCACCGCAGUUCCACCCACGGGCUUGGCAUUGAACAUUACACCUUCAUAAAUACUGUUUGCAUAUAAUCAACUCGAUAAAAGCCAGAAUGUAUUUGUACAGAGCUUUUACUUACUUUUCAUAGCACAAAGCAGCUGCUUCCACUUCCUUUUCCUUACUCUUUGUGCUCCAUCUGACGGAGGAAGAAAGAGGUCUUACUGAUAAAAACUGGCUCCACAGAAGACAGUGAAUUCCGCCUUUAAAGGUUUAAUACAGAAACCACGGCACAAAUGGGCCUCCACAUCACCAAGCACUCCAAAGUAAAACAAGCUAAUAUACUGAUGUUAGGACUUGAUUCUGCAGGGAAAUCUACUCUGCUGUACAAGUUCAAGUCUGAUGACGUUUUUCUAACAAUUCCAACAAUUGGUUUUAAUGUCGAUAUGAUCGAAACUGGGAGAGAUUUUACACUGACUUUUUGGGAUGUUGGAGGACAACAGAAAAUGAGACAGCUUUGGUGCAAUUUCCUGGAAAAUGCAGAAGGACUCGUGUAUGUUGUGGACAGCGCUGAUAAGCAACGUCUAGAGGAAUCAAAGAAAGAAUUUGAACUCCUUUUAAAGAAUGAAUCUAUAAAAAACGUACCGGUCAUCGUGCUAGCAAACAAGCAGGAUUUGCCCGGAGCUUUAAAUGCUGAGGAAAUAACCAGGAGAUUCCACGUGAAGAAGUACUGCUGUGACAGAAAUUGGUACGUACAGCCCUGCUGUGCUAUCACGGGAGAAGGUUUGUCAGAAGCUCUCCAAAGAUUGACUGCAUUUGCAAAACACUACAGCAGAUCAAAGGAGAUCUCUACAAGUUUUAAGCAAAAUGAAAAAAGUUAAGAAUUUCUACCAUCAGAUUUUGGUGAAUAUGACUCAAAAUAUUUUAUCAGAAAGACUAAAAUAUUUGAUUCUGGAGAACUCUUAUAGCUAAAUAAAUAUUUAUAAUGCACUUUGAUGAUUUGAAAUUACAUUCUUAUACCUCCAGAUGCUUCUGAGAUACUGCUGCACUUCAUAUGGCACCAUACUCGGGGUUAUUCAGCUCAGAAGCGUGUGUUGAAUGGCAAAAAAGGCAGAGUUGACCACUUUAAUUUCUGCAGUUGCAAAGAAAAUAGAUGUCACAGAGCUGAUUGAACGCCAUCCCAAUAGGAUUGAAUGCUGUUUUAAAGGAAGACAGGGAACAACCUAAGGAACCACGGUACAUUUGGAUAGUAACACUCCCUCCUUCCUCUGGGAAACAACUCCUCCAGUAACUGAAUACUCUGCAGAAUCAAAGGAAGGGAUAGUGCAGAAGAAAUGCAGGACUUCUGAGAAAGGCUUUCUCAGUAUCAGUAUUCUGUGAUGUUCUUGUCCUGCUCACAGCAGUGCACAGUUUACCUGCAUUGUCACUGUGCUACAUCUGGAGCGAAGCUGGGCUGCCAUAACGGGACACCUCCCCUCCUGCUCUUCUCCCUGACCCCUUCCCCAGGUACACAGUUACACUUGCAGGUCUUUGCACAGCAGAGAUUUUCUCACUUUCCCACUGCUUCAAUAGUUACCACAGAAGCAAUGGCAGUUUUUGUGGUCUUUUUAUUAGAUUUUCAUUGAGCUCUGUGUGCUUGCUCUCAUGCUGCUCCUUAUACUUGGAAACAAUAACCCAAAUGAAUUUACAAAACUGUUUCAUUGUUUUUUUCCAGAUCCUUCCUUAAAGCACUCCCUUCCCACCAUGUAUUCAGAAAUCCUGACAAUAGCUCUCCUGCUUUUACGAUACGGCCUUGGCCCAUAUUUUUGACAACUAUUUUAUUAUUUCCUUGUAUUCCUCUUUUAGCUCCAGAAUGUGCUUUCUUUGGUCCAAAGAUCAUCUUUUUGUUCUGCGUUUCAUAUACUGCCUGAUUGAUGAAAAGAGUUUAUAGACUGUAUCCUAUUGCUAUCGUUAGCCCCAAUCCUAUGGGAUAUCUGCAAAAAUAAACAAUUUUUGAGUUAAAAUAAACCAUAAGGCUUCAAAAUCUAAGCCUUGUGUAUUUGUCCUUUACAGUAAAGAUAGUUGGAGACAGCAGCAACACCUGCACUGCUCCAAAGCCAAUCUCCCUAACAACCACGCUUGGCUGUUAAAGGGUAACUGUGCCUUAAUAUCGCUCAGUUACUUUAUCUAAGGUAUACAUAUUAAUCACUGAAGAAUGCUAUUCUCUCAGCCCUCUCUGAACUGAUUUGAAAUUCUGAAUUUAUGAGAAAAUCCCUCAUUUCAUUUUGAUGUAAAAUAAAACGUAAAGGUAUUCUGUAAACAGCUUAACAACUACAAGAGAGAUGAAUGUCAGCCUCCAUCAGUCGGGUUUGAUGCCCAGAGCCCUUCCACCUCUGGAUGCUGUCAUCUCACCUACCCAUGGCACAGGGCCAUGCCUUUUGUCUGAAAUCACCUUUUUCCUUUGCUGAGGACUUACAAUGUAAGGUUCAUUGUGCCUAAAAUAUACAUAGCUGCUCACAAUAGGAAUGCUGAUGUAUUCAUCAGUUACACAUGCUGCAGGCAGCACAAGUGCGUAAAAAUACAGCUUGAUUUACUCUGGUUUAUUUCCUAAUCUAAGAAGAUUAAAAUAAAAUAAGAAAUAGUCUGCUUCAGACAAGGUAUAUAAGGAAUUAUGCAGGAGGUGAACUGAGAGAAGAUAAGUAAAGAAACGAUGGAAAAAUAUAUAAAAAAAGAAAAAUUGGUGAGAAGUGUUCCCAGGGCAAACACAGCAGUAGGUACGUGCAGAUAAACUGAGCAACACAAAGCAACACAAACAAGUCAUGCUGCAGUCACCAACUCUUGAGCAUUUUUCACAUUUCCCUCUCGUUAUAAGAGUGAUAAGAAGCCUCUUCUUGUUUUAAAAUAAAUAUUUAAUGCAUUCUCACUUUUGCUCACAUACGUAACCACACAAGUAUUCUCUCUGUGUGCAUUACACCAAAAGGAGAUUUUUUUCAUAGAUUUCAGUGACAUUCAGCCCCCAGAACAACAUCUCCUUAAGGAAAAUGUAGUACAAAUAACUGACUCCCUAUCGCAACUCUAAGUAGUAUUAAUUAACUAUUUAAUCCCAAAUAAGAAUAAUUAAAAUAUGUUGCACCAUAUCAAAAUCAAAUGUGGAAAUGAAAUACAGUAGCCUAAAAUUGCUCUUCUACCUAUCCUACAUAAGAAGACACUUGUGUUUCUCAGCUAUCAUCUGCUUAGUAAGGACUAUACUUCACACCUUUCCUUUUUUAAAACUAAGAUUUUCCAAAGAGUCUUUUGGUUCAUCAAGCACUUAAGAUAAUCAUUUACUGCCUAUGCUACUAAGCAAACAAAUACAUAGUCUUAGGUCUCAUGUUAGUAAAAAGCCCACGUAGAGUUCUGGGUAAAAUUCAAGCCAAAUACUGGAAGUCCUUAUCUCAUUUGAGCAAAAUUACAAAAACACUUUAUAAAAGUUCAGUAUUUCCUCACUGAGACAUCUUGUGGCACAUAAGACAUACUGCAGUUAAUAAUAAUUAAACUCUCCGACUGUAAAUUCAAAUGGUGACAACGUGAGCUUGAGAUCAUUUUGGUUUGAGAUGUUUAUACAACACAGAGCUAAAAAUCUGCACACUCCUUUUUCAGCCACAAACUCAUUAAUUAAAACAGCAGUGAAGCCGUUCAGAUAAGAACCUUUACAGAUAUCAAAUAUCUACAGCCCAGUGGUAACAAAUGUGGCACUUCAGGAAAUACCCACACUUCAUUCCACCUUAAGAUGACUGUUUCAAAAUUACAGCACUUUGGGGAACAGAAACUUCCUAGCAGUGCAUGUUUUCUCAAAGAAGUGUCUAAACAGAGCGAUGCAUUUACUUUAAUAUUUGACCUGGACAAAAAAUGUUCUGCUUUAAACCACUUCAAAUGUAAAUAUUCCAAAUCAACUCCAAAUGCCACGGACUGAAAUGCUCGACAUUCUUCUGUCAAAAGAUUUUUCUCAAAUAACUUCUUUUGAGGAAAUUAUUUAGAAUUCCCUCAUUAACAAUUCUUGUUAUUCUGUUCAUUUGUACCUCACUGGAUCAUCUCAUCCUCUCGCAGCCCUUCCAACUCAUGAAGAUAAGAGUACCACCAGUGAGGAAGUGGCCAGAAGAGCUCCCCCGAUACACAGGAGACCUUCUGUAAGUGAUUAAUUACAUCAUUAACACAGAACCCUCUUCUAUAUGUUUCUUCCUGUGCUCUGGGGGCUUACUCUCACUAACCCACUGGGCACAAAGACAUUGUGUAUUUCCUUGUAAUUAAAAACCCAUUCAAUAUUUUAACAAUGUAAUUCACGUAUACAGCAAAUUGUAUGAUGUCUUUCAUAUUUGCUUCACGGGGUUCUGAUUUAUUUACAGUAUGUAAAUGCUGAGAGGAUUAAAAACUGUUCCUAUCUCGUGGGAAUCCCUCCUGCAAUCUGGUCUAUAGAAGGAGCUGUGAUUGUCAUAUAUAAUGAGCUAAAGUUAACAGAACAACAAGCCUGACAUUUACUUGAAACAUCUCUUGAAGUUAUGGAGCACUGAACUUAAGUUUUGAAGCAACUUGAUUUAAUAUUUGACUGUCACAUUGUUGGUGCAUGGUAGUGUCUUGUUUUAGUAAAUUCAAGAUUAAUUCCAUAACAGCACUCACCCUAACCUAGCACCCCUCUGAUAGCCAAGCCUACCUCCCCAGAAAGUGAAUCCUCGUGCCAUCAAACAUGUGGCUGUGCCCCUACCUGAAUGGCUGUCAGUGGGUUUCCUAGGUGAAGCAGUUGUUACUGGGGUGGAAAUCACCCACUGAUUUCUUUUUCUAACUCUUGGUUGUAGCCUUUGGGAAAAAAAGUAAACAACAGUCAUUCAAAUAUUCAAUAAGCUUUACCCAGUAACACAGAUGUCCAAAGCUUAACAACCUGUUAGUGCACAACACGUGCCUGUUCCCUUCUUCCUUCACUCACUCCUUUGUUUGUUUGUUUGUUUUAUUUUUCUCCAAAAGCAAUUUUUAUUAUUAGAGUAAAAUGUACACUGGCAGCUAUGGACACAAAAACAAAUAUUCAGGCAGGUAAGUCUGCCUCAAAAUCUUCUGUGUAACAGACGGAAGCUCAAGGCAGCUUUACAUCAGUUUUUUACUUCCUACUUUGUGGGCAAGUACUACUGAUAGUCUUCUGAAAUACUGCAAGAGUCGGCCAUCACAGCAUCCAGGACUGCCAUGCUGCCAGUCCUGUCACUCAGCAGCACUGCUUCCCCCCAGUCCUCUCUCUGUGCCAGCAUUAUUUUCCUGCAGGAACAGCACAAAAUUCUGCCCUAUCUGUCUCACAGACUGAAUAUCACAACUGAGAAAGGACAACAGUCACUCCAUCGCUUAUUAGGAUGUAAUUAUGUGCUCCUAAACCAGAAUUGCCAUUAACCUUAAAAUGAAUUUUCACACGAAGUAGUUAGUAAUUUAUAAGAGCCUUGAAUUACAGUUCAUAACUGAAAGGAGAUUUUAAUAAUAUAAAAAGAAGUAAUGAACACUAAAAGAAAGAGUUGAUGUAGGUGAUCUGAUAGAAGUAUAGAGUCCUUCAAGCUACUAAAACUCCACAUAUUUCAGGAAAAUUAUGUGGCCAUUAUUCCCCCUCCAAAAGAAAAGCUGAAACAGAAAUAUUACCCUUUAUCAGACACCAGAAAAUAAAGGAGAGCUCAGUCACAAAUUCUUACAAGAAUGGGCCUCGUUAGUGCUGCUGCUCAGAAGUACUCAUUUUCUUCAUUAUAGUUCAACAAAGAGAUAUGCAUAGUUAGUGUAUUUUCACAUCUCUACUCAAUACCGAUCCUUCAGCCUUCCAAAAUUCCAAACGCAGUUAUGUAUUCUAGUUCCCUUGCAAAAUUAGACUGAAACACAGCAUUGAAAAUAGCAAUCUGCAUCUGGACAUUUACAUAUUUAUUCAUAAAAGAUGCAUCUCAGAUCUGAUGCCAUUUUGUACGCUAAAUUCUGCUCACUGGCAGCAUCAACAGCCAGAAUCAUAGAACGGCCUGGGUUGAAAAGGACCUCAAAGAUCAUCUAGUUUCACCCCCCUGCCACGGGCAGGGUCACAACCACCAGACCAGGCUGCCCAGAGCCACAUCCAGCCUGGAAAGAUGUAAUACAGCUUAAAAUUCAGGUGCCCCCAUAAACGUCCCUAGUUCUGUGAUCCUAUUAGUCAUAGGGCCACAGAAUAUCUUUAGUUGAAAGGGACUUACAAGGAUCAAAGAGUGCAACCCCUGUCUCCACACAGCACCACCCAAAAUCCAAACCCUAUGUCUGAAAGCACUGUCCAAACACUUCUUGAACUCCAGUGGCUUGUAGCUGUGACCAGUGCCUUGCGGAGCCUCUUACAGUGUUCCACAUCCAAUGUGAAACUUCAUAUUAAUUUUUAAUUGUCUAAGCAUAUUGUAUAUAACACUUGUUUUUCAAAAUACAGCUCUGAGCAUCAUUCUUCCACCUGAUAGACCAAGGAACAGAGGAUGUGAGGGCAGGUGACCUCUGCUUGCUGAGGACAGCACAGGAGAGGAACAGAACUCAGAAUAUUGAAGUUCCCAGUCCCUUGUGCAGAUAAUAGUUUUCCUUCUAAGAACCAUUAUGGAAUUCACCUAAAGCAGAAGAUUCCUUUCACUGUGGUAUCAUCAGUGGAGCUAUCAGAGGAGAACUUGGUUCCAGCGACUUCUUUCUUUUUUUAACAUGGAAACAACAUAUCCCCAAGCCUGGCAGGGAACACAGAAACAGCUCAUUUAACCAACAAUUUCCUCACUUUUUAUCUCAAACAAACUUUUUUUCCCCGGUAUUUAUUAGGAAAUUGUUCUCUUUGAAAGGUAGAGCUGCUACAACAAAGACAGGAAACUCAACUCCACAAUCUGCUGAUCCCUACUUGGUUCUCCUUCUUCUUCAGCUAUUUGCAGCUGACAGAUUCCAUGAUCACCAAGAAACUUCCUUGGCAAGAGUUACUGCAUGGUCCCUAAGUUUGUCUUCAAAUGAUCUGAUCAUUAAAAGCCAAACGUACAGAGACUGGUGAAUUUUUCUACAGUUCAAUUUAAAUCAAAAGCAAUCUCAAAAUAGAAGGUUAUAUUAAAUACAAAGUUAUAUUAAAUCAGCUCAGGCAUAGGUUCGUGUACAGCUCCAGAUAGCUCUGACAGCCUGACCAUAAAUUCUAACAUGAGCGCCUGCUGCUCAGUGUUUGCAGUCAUGUGGGAGCCCUACGUUUAUUUUCUAAUCACAAGAGCAGAUGUUCAGCUGAUGUGAAUCAGCAAACCGCCCCCAAAGCCAAAGGAACUACCUUUAAUUUGUACCAUCUGGGGAUCUGUUUUGCAGGCCCUCUUUUUGAAGGCAAAGAAUGCAGUGCGUUAUCUUAGAACUAAUCGCACAGUAGCUUCCAAAAAAAAAAAUGGAAAAGGAAAAUAUCUAAAGCUCUUUAACUAGAAAAAAGAAGUCCUCAUUACGUGGUGCUUCAAAUUCAAACAGGCCGUGUGGGAGGACAUCCCCAGGACAAUUAUAAUACUUAGGCUCUAAGUAAGCACAGGAAAGAAAGCCUGGUGAAGGACAGCGUUAAACGAGUGAGAGCACUAAAACUGAUUUGGCACAGUGACACCAACAGGCCUUUGGAUUUAUGAACAUCUGAUAUGGGCCAGCGCUGAAACCAAGCGCGAGAGCUUCUCUCAGUAAUGUUAGUGCAUUGUACAACGUGAUUACAGUGUCAAAAAUGGAAAGGUGUUGAAUCCUACUGAGUUUUGGACAGCUUAGGACAUUUUAGGCUGGUUUUCAGUUCCGUGCAGUUCAAUGCUCUGAGUAUUUGCGUUGCUAGAAAGGUUUCUAAGCACUGCUCCAGCUAAAGGGUAGUUUUUAAAAGUAUAAAUACAUUAGGUUUUUCGCUAAAUACAACAAAGCUAAAAUACAGUGUAACCAAUGACUCUAAAUCCUAGAUGCAAAAUGGACACAGAAAAAUAAAGGGGACACAUGCACCAGAACUCCACAGCUUUUGAAUGUGACAGAAACAUCCCAUUGCAUGAGAGAAUGACUCUUGUGUGCACAUGAAUUUAGCCCAAAGAUAUGAGAGCUGAAACUACUUGCAGAAAAAUUCCCUAAAAGCUAUUUCUGUGCAUGCACUGAAGCAGCACCUGUCAUUGAUUACACGGGUUGUAUUAUCUUUCAAAGCAGGGUAAAUCAUUUCUCUCGCAGCCUUGGCCGCAGAGCAGCACUCUGAUGUCUUCGUAGGGGUAACUGCAAGGCCUGAGAUGAACACAGACACUUGCCAGGGGUGGUUACAAAAUGUUGGAAUACUAUACUACAUGUUAUGUAUAGUCAUGAGUUUCUGGUUCGCAUAUUUUACUACUGUCAUGCAAAGGACUUCAGGCAGCUUCCAACUUAAAAAGCAACUUAAAACAGCAGAGUAACAGUUUAAAAAGCACACUGAAAAAGUGAGGAGAGAAUCAGGGCAGAAGGCUGUACUUCGUUUUAGAUGUUCAUUUAUCUAAGAUAGCGCUAUUACUGUAUUUCUAGCUCAAAAGGGAUGACAAGCAUCCACCCCACGUUUCUUCAGUGCACAGUCCAUCAUACUGCACUUUUGCCUCCAGACAUAGGAAAAAGUAAAGCCAUGAUAGCAGUCAUCAAUGACAGCAGGAACUCUAGUGUGUUGUGGCUGCUGCAGGUACAGCACUGCAAAUUGACUUACAACUGGAGCAAAGCAAAUCUGAACAGCUAAUAAAGAACCAGCUAACAAAGCAAGAGGUCAGAGAACUUCAGGUUGGUGUGAACAUUUUCUAAAAGAGAAAAAAUUACAGUCUGGCUCAAACAGUUCAAGUGAGUAAAAUAGGAAAACAGCAUAGGAGAUUAUGGAGGCUCAGGCAAAACCCAACACCGUACUAAAAGGUGACAUCCAAAACAUAGCAGCUGGAAAUGGCACAUACAAAAGCACAGUUCUAACCCAGAGAUGUAAAGGAGGACUAAAUGUAACAGCAGUACCUGGAGAGUAGAAAUCAAUUUUCCUCUUAGAUUUAAUCUUAAAAGUUGCGCUGUCUUUUGCAAAAGCCCAACUUUGAUUUAGUUCCCCUAAAGCAGCCCGUGGCUCUCAGUUCAGGGGGAGGCCAGAAAUACAAGCAUAGUGCGUGCUGCUCACAGCCCAGCGCUGCGGUGUAGGGUCUGCACAGGCUCAUGCUAAGGGCUGUGUGCCGACUUGUUUCUGGCACCAUUACGCCUCCACCUGCCCUCUCCUUCAGCAGAAAAAGUCUGUCAGCACCUCCAUCUCUCUCUAGAAAAGCUUUUGAUGUUAAGGAGCUACAGCAGAGCACUUUGGGGACAAGUGAAAACAAGUGCAAAAGAACCUGAGCUACUUCAUGGAGCUUGAACCAGCCACAGAGUUUUACUUGAAUGGGUCCCAUUCAAUCUUAUGUAGCUAUUUUCUGUAAUGAUGUCCAUUUCAAAAUAAAGCCCCAUUUUGUGAAGCCCAGUUCUGUUUUCAUGUCUUUCUCAACUGGUGCAGCAUUCACAGCUGAUCCCAGUUCAAGUUCAGGUAUUACUUGAUAUGGCUGAUUUAACGUCCAGCAAGCACAGUUGGGGUCCAGACUUGGAAAUGCUGCUUGUAAAAUGAACACAUAUAUAGCUGUGUUUGCACACCAAAUAGAAGAUUAUCAGAAAAUAUCCUACCAGCAGACUAAUAUCUACUUUUUCGUUAAUACUAGCUAUUCCAUUUUGAGUCUGAAAAGGCACAUAAGCCCCAGGAUUAGUGAACAUUUUUCUAUGUACAAAACAAAUCUUCUCAGCUUUACAUAAUAUCUUGUUCCUUACACUACAGAUAUAGGUUUACUGGCUAUGAGAAGCGAUUUCCAGCAACUCAUUUUACUCAAAUGGACCAAAAUUUCUGUUUUAUGUUAAAA